This is a messenger RNA of Populus trichocarpa (black cottonwood), 2904 nucleotides long. RefSeq names its product pentatricopeptide repeat-containing protein At1g11900. Gene Ontology annotation, molecular function: protein binding. The record is from RefSeq and is a predicted model, not a curated record. NCBI's taxonomy places the organism in Eukaryota, Viridiplantae, Streptophyta, Magnoliopsida, Malpighiales, Salicaceae. The transcript has 5 exons. Bases 818 to 1930 code for a protein of 370 amino acids.
AAUUUAUCUCAAUCUCCAGUUCUUUAAUUUAUGAACUCACAGAAAAAUUAUAUGUUCAAUUAUAGAAAAAGAAAAUACCUUAUUCAUUUGAAUUCAUAAUAUUUCUAUACGACAUCGCUGUAGUUGAAGUUGAUGAGUGGCUCGGUGUAAGCCCAGCCUUCAUCAGCUCCUCCUCCGCUGAAAACCUGUUUGCACUGCUGUCUUCUUCGCUGCAUAUCCAGCACAAGCACUAGACAACCAGCGCCACAAAAGCCAUGCAAGCCCUUCAUCUUAUAUUUGAAUUCGAAUAGAAACCCAAUGGAAAAAUUUUAGGGGUUGAAUUUAAGGAUGUGCACAGGCUCAGUGAUGGCCAAGUCAAGCACUCUCCAUAAUUCUUUUAUGCUGGUUCUCUCUGGAAGGUUAGUGCUCAGGCCUUCAAUGAUGAAGAUCCUCUAAGGACGUUGAGCUCUUGGUAGCAUUCUGUUUACUACAAAGGAGAAAGUAGAGGAGAGGGCUCAAUUAUAAUUUUUUAAAACUCUUUGUUGACUAAUUUUUCGCGCGCUCAAGCAUAUAAAGUGUUAUAAGCAUUAUAAACACGUAAAGUGUAAUUUUUGAAACUUGGAAGGGUCGGUAAUUUUCACACAAAAAAAAACUCGGAGAAAGAGAGGAAUAAAUUACUUAAACCCUCCCCAGCUCACUAUAUGUUAUACCCUCUCUCAGUCACCAAACCCGACCUGCCCAAGACGAUCCACAGUUAAUUCAAUCGCUGCAAAAAAGCUUAAAAGUAAUCGCAUUCAAUCCCGGCGGCAAUAAGAAGCCCGAUUUCAAACAGAUUGCAAUGAGAAAUUUUGUAAAUGUGGUAGCGAGAUCCUUCUCUCUAUCAAGCAGCCUCCUUUCACAUCUUCAUAAAGUUCAGUUCUCUCCUCGAAAGAUUUCACCCCACUUAGCUACUAUAACUGAAGUCAUUGAUCAUUGCAAACGACUCACAACACGGGUGUCUUUUGAUGAAGGGGAGGUCAAAGAUGAUAACUUGAAUCAAAUGCUUAAUGCUGUUGAAAAUGCCCCAGAAUCUGCCACCAGAAAAAUCGGAACUGCUUAUGUCCAUAACUUGUGUAAAGCUGGAAACCUUUUCACUGCGGUUAGACUGCUGCAAUCAUUAUGUGAUAAAAACAUUUUCCUUGGCCCUAGUGCUUAUAAUAUCAUUUUGGUGGCAGCUAGUGAAAAAAAUGAUAUUGCGAUUUUGUCCCAGGUUUUUAAGGAUUUGAUUGUGUCUUGUCAGUCUUUGCCUUCGACUUCGUAUCUGAAACUUGCCAGGGGUUUUGUGAAGACAAAUGAUGAUGUCCAGCUACUGAGACUUGUCAAAGAAGUUUCUGAAAUGACAUUCCCGAGUAGCAUGAUGGUUGUAAAUAGAAUUAUCUUUGCCUUUGCUGAAUGUGGGCAGUUUGACAAAGCCCUUCUGAUAUUUAAGCAGAUGGAGAAUCUGAAAUGUAAGCCGGAUUUGGUCACGUAUAAUACUGUUUUGGAUCUUUUAGGUCAUGCAGGUCGGAUUGAUGAAAUGCUCUGUGAGUUUGCCUCCAUGAAGGAAGCAGGAAUUCUCCCAGAUUUUAUUUCUUACAAUACUUUGCUAAAUCAGUUAUGGAAGGUAGGAAGAUUGGAUUUGUGUUCGGUGUAUUCCCGGGACAUGGUUGAGAGUGGAAUUGAACCAGAUUUGCUUACAUAUACUGCAUUGAUUGGGAGCUUUGGCCAAUCUGGAAACAUUGAGGAAUCAUUGAGACUCUUCAAUGAGAUGAAGACAAAGCAGAUCCGCCCAUCUAUUUAUAUAUAUCGAUCGUUAAUUGCCAGUUUGAAGAAGAUGGGUAAGGUGGAAUUGGCAAUGACCCUUUUGGAAGAGAUGAAUGCAUCAAUGUCAAACCUAGCCGGUCAUAAGGAUUUCAAACGAACACGCAAGUAGUUAUGCAUAGAGAAGCCAGGGUUUUACAUUGUGACGGAGAGUACUGAGUUCAGAAGUUAGCUCAAGCUGGGAUAUGCGGUGGAGGUUCUCUACCCGUCUUUAAGUUGAUAACGUGGUAGAGGCUUGCUGGCUUUUUCUGAUGCCAGUGCUUUCUAGUGAAUAAUUGCCUACUCAUCUCAAGGUGAAGACAAGAAGAUGUUUACUCCAAUUGGUUUUGGUGGCAGCCUGGCACCAAUUCUAUUAGAAAUCUAAGAAAUUCUUUCACAAGAGAUUUGCACAGAUCCCACCUUGUAAAUGUUUCAGUCUCAUUCCUCUGUAACCAAGUGCUGCAAAUGGAACAGUGGAGGCUUGCACGUUAAACCAAUUUCACAAUAUCAAGGUAAGAAAUCCAACAACACAAUCUACUUAGUUCGCUUUUGUGGUUGUAAUUUAAAAAAAAAUAAGUUUAAAAAAGACUUUUAGUUGCAUUUUUUAAAAAAUAAGUUUUGAAAAAUACAUGUUUAGUUAAAACUAUUAAUAAUUUUACAUGCGGUUUUAGUUUAAAAUAUUUGUUUCUUUUAUAUGCAAACUGCUAAUAAUUUUUUUUCUUUUAUAUGCAAACUGCUAAUAAUUUUUUCUAUCUUUAUUAUUUAAGUUACUCUUUAGUUUUCCAUCACUUUUCUAACUAGUUGUGUUAGUCAACUACAUCGCCUAAAAAAAGGUUCUUUUUUGUUAAGAAAAAAAACCUUUUGUCUUGCUCUAACAUGCACGUGGACCGUCCACCUUCCUCGAGUUCCAAUUCUGAGUCAGAGGCCUCUUGUAUGUAUCAUGAUUCAUGGGAAGUGUUCGGCAAUCAAUAACAUGUUCUUCAAUGUUAUACAGUUCUUUAAGGUGGAUUUCAUGGUGAUCUUAGUCAGAUGAUUUCUGUAUCAUUUUUAACGUUAUGGUGCCUAAGCUAUGGCACCGGCAAGUGAUUCACUAUUCUUGAUUGCGUA